Periconia digitata is the source of this 1585-nucleotide messenger RNA. Lineage: Eukaryota; Fungi; Ascomycota; Dothideomycetes; Pleosporales; Periconiaceae. The record is from the annotation of a GenBank genome assembly.
GCUUGGCGUCAAGCUCUCGGGACCCACGACUUCAACGACAUCACUCAAGUUACGCCCCUCAGACCCGACACCCCCCACACCCAACAUGUCGAUGCUACCCAGGUCAAUUGGCUCGCGCCUGCUUUUGGCUGGUGCCCGCUCAUCGCCUGCGAGGUCAAUCGUCCCGACUUACCGCACAUACGCAUCCCAGCCAGCGUCGAAAGAAGCCGAAUCCAAGACAGACUCCAGCGACGCGCCCGCCGUAAACCUCACCGAGUCGACCCAGAUCCGCGAGCAGGGCCCUUCGGAGGGCAAUGUUAGACACCAACCAGACUACAAUGUGGCUAUAGAUUACCGCACUUCCAAUUUCUCCCCGGUCCCGAAGCGCGUCAUGGAUGGGAGCGAGCCAGGUGAUGUUGUAGCUGCAGCUGUACUUUCAGGUGCUCCGACAGAUCUGCAAGCUCGCACUGUGCGCAUCUACAAGCCCGCAAAGACGGCCACCCAAUCCGGCAACUGGCACUCGCACCACUGGCUGAUGGAUUGGGAUGUGCUACCCAAGGGCCACCGAUGGGAGAAUCCUCUCAUGGGCUGGCAGUCAUCUGCCGAUUUCAUGAACGGCCACAGAAUACAGUUCAAAUCGAAAGAAGCUGCCAUCGAAUUUGCGAAUAAGCAAGGUUAUGAGUAUUUUGUGCAGGAGCCGAACGAGCGCAAGUUCGUUCCCAAGGCAUAUGCCAACAACUUCACCCACUCCCCUGGAAAGUUGAAGAUGGUCAGGACCAAAUAGAGGGCAGAGAUUUGGUAAGGGACAGUUUGUUGGUGUACAUAGCUAUAAAUGGGAUUUUCUUUCAACAUCUAACUAUGCUGUCUCAACUUGCACAUUGUGACACGGAUGCCUUUCCACAAUCUUGAUAUGUCUAUGUGGUGAUGAUUAUGUAUAGUUGGACAAGAAUGUCAUGCUUGCCCUGAGCCGCCCACGGGCACUGCUCAAACAACACUUUUAUAAUUCAAGUACACAUGAAUACUGAGCAACCUAUCUGGUUUCACGCUGAUAUUAUACCCCUCGAGCGAUCAGCUGGAAGCUGUAAACCCACUAUACACUGAACCAAAUCCUACUUCACCGUGACUUUUGACAGCACUCUGUAGCUCGACAGCUCAUAAUCCCAAGGCAUCCGCCUUCACCCUGUCGCCGUCCAGGACACAACAACCACGCACAGACCAACAUAUCAGUAUAACAACCUCCCUCUCCUCGACUGCUUGUUCUUUCUCCCAUCCACAUCACAUCCCACCCACACAUUCAUCAACACCAACACCACCACCAACAACAUGGGCAGAAAUGCCUACGACACCACCGGCCUGCGGGCCCAGCAGCAGCGGCAGCAAGUACGUACAAGACAGACACUCCUCUCUUGCCAAACCCCACAUCACCUCAGUGUCUACUGACCACCCUCUCCCGCACCUUGACGACACUCUAUUGCCGACCGAUCUACCUACCUACCAACCUACGCAUACUUCCUCCCCUCCCCAUUAACAUCCAGAAAGCAGCAACAACCCCAGCAGCAGCAGCAGCAGCAGCACCAACAGCAGCAGCAACAACAACAGCAACAGC